AGUAUCAGAGCUAUGUCUUCCUCGUGGGAAAGGCCAUCCCGGGGGAAAACGCCGUCGUUUUCCUCCUCCCUCCUGGAAUCCAUUUACCACUCCAUCGACGAAUCGCAAGGCCGCCAUGACCACCGGAGAAGGAACAAUAAUUCAUCGGAAGCCGGGCAGGAAAUCGCCAGCCUUAGACGCGCAAUCAUGGUGGAGAAAUGGAUGGAAAACUGCACCAAUAAGAACCCCGCCGCAACUCCGGCGCCGUCGAGACACUUCAACUCCGACUCCAAUUCCUCGUCGGAUUCCAUGGCCAGCGUAUUCUCCUCCUCCGAAGCAGAGUCCUCUGCGUUCAGAUCCUCCCGGAAACCCAAAACUCCUCGGAAAUCGAACAUUCUGAGCUUCUACGCCGAGCUGAAGAAGACGAAGCAGCCCAUCUCUCCCGGCCGAAAAAUCCGCAACUUCCUCAACUCAAUCUUCGCCUCCAAGACCAACAAACCCCACCGCGAAUACGACGGUUCCGCGGCGGCGGAGGAAUGGAGCUCCGUCAGGAAAUCAAGAUCCAUGAAGGCCUCCACCACCGCCCCAUCCUGCCUCAGCAAAACCCCCUCCUCCAAAUCCAAAAGAUCAGUCAGAUUUUGCCCCGUCAACGUCAUCCUCAACGACAACGACAACAAGGUGGUCGUACGAGGAAUGUACAAUGAUGAGGAGGAGGAUGAUGAUGGGAGGAGUUGUGCCAGCUCGGAUCUGUUCGAGCUGGAGAACAUCGGCACUGCUCAUCAUCAUCAUCAUCGUGUGGAUGCGAGUAGAGACGAACUGCCCGUCUAUGGAACCACAAGCCUCAAAAUCAAUCAAGUCAUUGCUACUGGGUUGUUUAUGUAAUUUCACAUCUUGUCAGAUCAUCAUCAUCAAUGUACACAUUCUAAUUCAGAGAUCAUUAUCAUUAUAUUAUAUUGUCCUUUGUUUCUUGAAUAUAAUGCUUUGAGAUGCCAACUUGUUUGAA
Ipomoea triloba (trilobed morning glory) is the source of this 982-nucleotide messenger RNA. Its product is annotated as protein BIG GRAIN 1-like A. Lineage: Eukaryota; Viridiplantae; Streptophyta; Magnoliopsida; Solanales; Convolvulaceae. The coding region runs from base 13 to 861 and encodes 282 amino acids. Gene Ontology annotation, biological process: auxin-activated signaling pathway. The transcript has a single exon. The record is from RefSeq and is a predicted model, not a curated record.